Molecule: messenger RNA, 507 nt
Organism: Cokeromyces recurvatus
Lineage: Eukaryota; Fungi; Mucoromycota; Mucoromycetes; Mucorales; Mucoraceae
Product: GTP-binding protein ryh1
Exons: 5
Coding region: 10-474 (154 amino acids)
Molecular function (GO): GTP binding; GTPase activity
Source: RefSeq, a predicted model, not a curated record
UCAAAGACAAUGUAUUUAGAGGACAGAACAGUUCGUUUACAAUUAUGGGAUACAGCAGGACAAGAACGGUUUAGAAGUUUGAUUCCUAGUUAUAUUAGAGAUUCAUCUGUAGCAGUUGUCGUUUAUGAUAUUUCGAGUCGUGCUUCAUUUCAAAAUACUUCGAAAUGGAUUGAAGAUGUACGAGCUGAACGUGGAUCAGAAGUGAUUAUAGUCUUAGUUGGUAAUAAAACAGAUUUAAAUGAUAAAAGAGAAGUAACUGUUGAAGAAGGCGAAAAGAAGGCAAACGAGUGUCAUGUUAUGUUUAUUGAAACAAGUGCAAAGGCAGGACAUAAUGUAAAGACAUUAUUUAGACGUAUUGCACAAGCCUUACCUGGCAUGGAUAAUAAUGAAGGCAUAGGAGGAGGAAAAGAACAAAUGCAAAAAGUAGACCUUAAUACAUCUGAAACUACAGAAGCUAGUAGCUGUGCAUGUUAAUGAAUAAAAAUAGUAAUUUUUGAAUAGUUGACU